GACAAAAAGAAGGCAGAAAGCAGAACGAAAAUGAGUUUUGACGUAGUUCCAGUACAUUUCAUCAAUGACAAGAAUUGUUUUAUAUCACUUCCAUCUCCAAUCAUCAAAAAAAUUGCGAAUAAAUCAGAGUUAUUGGUGUUCGAAGUUCAGGCAGAUGAUGGUGUCACAGUAUAUGCAUCAGUUAAAGAUGUCACUUCAAAUAAUCACUUAGGAAUCAAUGGAUUAUUUGCUGAGAAACUAAAAUUGAAAGAUAAACAACAGGUCAUUGUGAGGGUAAAGAGAAACGUUCCCAUAUGUAGCCAGGUGUCUAUUGAACCACAGUCAUGUGAUGACUGGGAAAUAUUGGAAAAGCAUGCCAGUUAUGUGGAAUCUCACCUGCUUGACCAGGUGAGGGUUGUAUGGUCUGGUCUUGUCCUACCUGUAUGGGUGGAGAGAAAUGUCUGUGUCUACCUGAAAAUCACUGUUACAAAUCCAGCAGAGGAAUGUGUAUUGUUAGUCGAUGACACCGAGGUUGUUGUGUCUCCUAAAGUCCGAGGGGCUACGGUCAAUGACUGUAAAGUAAGGAAAUCUAGUCCCUCCCCAGCCAGAGAGGAGGAUAAACUUAAGCUAUCUGGUGAGAAAAGUUUUGACUCUAAUAAUUCUGUUAAUUCUGGGUAUUCUUCACAUCAAAUGGAUAUUCCUUCAAAAUGGAGUUGGAAGGAAUGGGUGCCAUGGUUACUGGGUGUGCAGAACACUUCCAAUAGGAUUCAGGAGCCAUUCCAUACAGGUUUUCCAAAUUUUCGUAAAAAGUCGAUUGAUUAUAAAAAGACAGAUACUAUUCCGGAAGGACUUAAUUUCACAUUUCGGGUUCAGCCUCAGAGAAUAAGAAAUAUGUGCAAAAAGGGGAAAAAAGAAGAACUUGUAAGUCCAACCCCAAGUUCAGAAAACUUCGAAGAGUGCCCAUUCUUACAACAGCCAGCUGUUGUUUUCGUAAAUACAGAAGAUAUCAUUGAACAAACUGGUAACAUGAGCUUACAUGUUCCUGGAAUGUUUUUAGCCAGACUUUCAAAGCUUUAUUCACCUAAAGUUCAAAUGACAGAAAUGGAAAAAGAAUUGAAUGAAGAAAAAAACAAAGGGAAACAGAAAUCAGUCCAAUCUACAAAGGGUGAGAAUUCAAAAUCUCCACCAAAUAAAGAGAAAGACCACUUGACUCAGUGUGUUGUAAGAGUAGUUGUGCUGGACAAAAAGAAAACCAAUACAAAUAUUCACUGUGAACAGAUGCUGAAUGAAGUGACGAGAGAGCAUCCAAUACUCUGCCAUCAUGUGCUAAUUUCUGACACUCUCCGGAGAUUGAUGAAACUCGAUGCAACCAGCUGUGUUUGGUUGCAGACAAUAUCUACCUUUCCAAUUAUGCCCACUUCAUAUGAAGUUUAUCCAGUAGGAAAUCUACCCCCUAAUUUCAACAAUCAGAUGGUAGAGAUGGCCUUUAGGAGAUGGAUAUCUGUUGCCACAACAUCCAAGCUUCCUCUGGUGGUAUUCAGUGGAAUGCUAGUAGAAUUUCUACUAUUUAAGGACAAAAACAUGGAAUUCCAAUUAGUUUUCCCAGGGGAAGUCCACCAACAAAAUCCAGAAAUUCCUCCAUACAGCUUAGUGAACCAGGGCAAUAUGAAUGAUGCCCCAUUAAAUGUGGUCAGACAUGACACUCAUGCUUCACCGAGAUGGCCUGUCCUUCCCAUGCUGCAGUACACCAAUUUAGACACCAUUGACCCCAUGCUUCCUCGGACACAGCUCUCUGAUUUAGGAGGUGUGGAAGAGUACAUACCCAAGGCCUUAUCACACUUAGAAAUUUGCCUGGGCAUGAAGCCCCUGGCUGACGGUAUGUUUAAGAUGACUACCCCGGGGCUCUACAAUGGAAUGCUCCUCAUCACUGGGAGUAGAGGAAGCGGCAAAAGUUCACUUGCCAAAGCUUUAUGCAGAAAAAUGGCAGGAAAAGAAAAUUUGGCUCAUAUCUUUUAUGUAGAGUGUAAACCACUCAGAGGAAAACGUCCAGACAGUAUUUUGAAGUAUUUAGAGGAGGUGUUUGAUGAGGCAGUGUGGAGGCAACCGUCUAUAAUUCUUCUAGAUGAUUUAGAUCAUGUGGUGCCUGCCCCUUCUGGCCCAGAGGCAGAACUUGGUGGGGAGGCAAUUUACGGAGCCAGAAUUGGUGAAGUGAUAAGAGACAUAUUGCGGAAAGAAAUUACCAAUGGAGGUCUUAUUGCUGUCAUAGCAACAAGUCAGUCUCGGAACUCCAUUCAUCCCCUUCUGAUGACUUCAAGAGGAACUCACUUUCUACAGGAACUGAUACGAAUCAAUCCUCCAGAUAAGAAAAAGAGACAAGAAAUCUUUAGAGCAAUUAUCAGGAACAGACACAUGGUUUCUCAGCAAACAUUAGAGCAGCUGGAUCUUAAUGUUAUUCUGGGAAGAACAGAGGGUUAUGUAGCACAAGACCUGGAAAAUCUUGUCAGUCGAGCUAUCCAUGCACAUACUAUCAAGCAAGAGAAGGACCCUAACCAAUCAGCAGACAAACCUCAACCAGAGAUGGUCCUCACCCAGACCGACUUCACAGAGGCCAUGUCAGGGUUCACACCAGCAUCCAUCAGGAAUGUCCCGCUGCACCAGGCAGGGGAAUUAGGGUGGGAGGAUGUGGGUGGGCUCACAGAUGUCAAGAAAACGCUGAUGGAAACCCUCAUGUGGCCCUCCAAGUACCCCAUGUUAUUUUCCUCCUGCCCUCUGAGACUAAGGUCCGGUUUACUGCUCUAUGGGGCCCCAGGGACAGGGAAGACACUUUUGGCAGGAGUAGUGGCUAAGGAAUGUGGACUCAACUUUAUCAGUAUCAAGGGGCCAGAACUUCUGAGUAAAUACAUUGGUGCUAGUGAACAGGCUGUCAGGGACAACUUUGUGAGAGCUCAAAGUGCCAAGCCAUGCAUUUUGUUCUUUGAUGAGUUUGACUCUCUGGCUCCAAGGCGUGGCCAUGACAACACAGGGGUUACAGACAGGGUCGUUAAUCAGCUGUUAACCCAGUUAGAUGGGGUAGAGGGGUUGGAAGGAGUGUAUGUACUGGCAGCCACCAGUAGGCCUGAUUUAAUUGACCCAGCACUUCUUCGUCCUGGUAGAUUAGAUAAGUGUCUACAAUGCAAGCUCCCAAAUGAGGAAGAACGGUUAAAGAUUUUCAAAGCCCUUACAAGGAAAAUGUCUCUGGGAAAGACUGUGGACUUGGAAUAUUUUGCCAAGGAGUGUGAGCACUUUUCAGGAGCUGACAUCAAAGCAUUAUUAUACAAUGCUCAGCUAGAGGCUAUCCAUGAACUUACAGGAAAGGUACUAAAGGGAGAGAAUCCUAAUCUUUUACUUCCACCAGUAGAAGGCAACAAGAACCAAAGGAGUCCUAGGGUGCCUAGGAAGUCCAAGAGUCAAAAGCUGCUGAAAGUGGAGGCAGUGCCUCCUAAAUUGUCCACCAAUAAAAAGAUUGCUCACAUUCCUAAGUUACAGGAUGGUCCUUUUCCUCUCACAGAGGAAGUAGAGGAAAAACUCUCUAGUCAGGUUGAACAAAUCAGAGGUCGAUUAAUAGUAAAUAAGGCUACAGAACAUGUAUCAACCGUGGACUCAAUGUUUUCUCCAGUGACAACCUCUAAAGGUCAACUGAUCCAAAUCAACCAAUCACAUUUACAAGCUGCCCUGCAAAAGACUCACCCGUCAGUUAAUGAGAAAGAAAGAAGGAAAUUUCAACAAAUAUACGCGAAUUUUACCGCCACUAAAGGAGGUGGCCCAGGGACCUCUAUUGAACAGAUGAUUGGGAGCAGGCAGACAUUGGCUUGAGGAUUGGAGUAACACAUCUACUUUUUAAAACAUGUAUAAAUGAAAUUCAAAUACACAUAUUCGUUUCGCUGUGAUAACAACACUAAAAUCCACAUAAAUGUUGUAACUAUUUGCUUUGGUGUUGAAA
Molecule: messenger RNA, 3958 nt
Organism: Saccostrea echinata
Lineage: Eukaryota; Metazoa; Mollusca; Bivalvia; Ostreida; Ostreidae
Product: peroxisomal ATPase PEX1-like
Exons: 20
Coding region: 31-3831 (1266 amino acids)
Biological process (GO): protein import into peroxisome matrix
Cellular component (GO): peroxisome; peroxisomal membrane; cytosol
Molecular function (GO): ATP hydrolysis activity; ATP binding
Source: RefSeq, a predicted model, not a curated record